AUGGGAUCCCACAAUGAAGGAAAAGCCCCGCAUGCCAACCAAACUGGGAGUAUCCGAGAAUUCUUGCAAAGACUCCCUUUAAGUCAAGUUAAGCAAGAACCAGACGAGGGUCUUCUUCAGCGCUGGGAAGUCCAGUGGCAGGAAUUCCUGAAGACGAUGGAGUCCCCUCAUUCAGACUGGGGGUGUCUACCGUUACCAGAAGAGCCCUCCCACUGGGAUGAUGCCAAGGGGUUUCUGGCCUCCUUCGAGCAAGUGGCCAAAGCUUGCCGAUGGCCCAGGGAAGAGUGGGCUACCCGACUCCUGCCAGCGUUGAGCGGAGAGGCUGAGCAGGCAUUUGAGAGGCUGCCAGCCCAAGACAGAGAGGAUUAUGGGAAGGUGAAGGCAGCUGUCUUGAAGGGGGACUCCAGACGUCGGGAGAAGCUGCGCCAGCACUUCCGGCAUUUCUGCUACCAGGAGGCCGAGGGGCCGAGAGGGACUUACCGCAGGCUUCAGGAGCUUUGCAGUCAGUGGCUGAGAGUCGACAGCCGCACCAAGGAGCAGAUCCUGGAGCUGCUGGUCCUGGAGCAGUUCCUGACUGUCCUGCCCCUGGAGGUCCAGAACUGGGUAAAGGAGCAGGGCCCGGAGAGCAGCGCCCAAGCCGUGACCUUGGCUGAGGAGUUCCUGCAGAUGCAGCGAGAGGCCGAGAGGCAGGAAAAACAGGAGCAGCCAACCUUUGAAUACCUGAGCCAGAAGGCGACAUUUGGUCCUCUGUAG
Euleptes europaea (tarantolino) is the source of this 753-nucleotide messenger RNA. RefSeq names its product zinc finger and SCAN domain-containing protein 16-like. Lineage: Eukaryota; Metazoa; Chordata; Lepidosauria; Squamata; Sphaerodactylidae. The coding region runs from base 1 to 753 and encodes 250 amino acids. The record is from RefSeq and is a predicted model, not a curated record. The transcript is spliced from 2 exons.